Molecule: messenger RNA, 1254 nt
Organism: Entrophospora sp. SA101
Lineage: Eukaryota; Fungi; Glomeromycota; Glomeromycetes; Entrophosporales; Entrophosporaceae
Source: the annotation of a GenBank genome assembly
AUGAAUUCUGAAAAUGAGAAAGACACUUUAAGACCUAGUAGUGUCGCUGUUGUAGGUGGAGGACUUGUCGGUACUCUUUCAGCAAUUUAUUUUGCAAAACGUGGUUGGUCAGUCAGUUUAUUUGAACUUCGUAAAGAUGUUAGGAUUCCAGAGAAUAAAAAUAAUGUUAUAAACAAAUCAAUCAAUUUAGCACUUUCAACAAGAGGAUUAAGUGCAUUGGCUGAAGUUGGAUCAGAUUUUGUGAAAAAGGUUUUGGAUAGUGGACUUCCGAUGAAAGGUAGAAUGAUUCAUGUAGAUGGUAAUGGUAAUAACACUAAACUUGUUAGUAACAUAUAUGAUGUUGUUUAUAAGAGAUGCAUAUAUUCAGUAGAAAGAACAGCUCUCCUUGAAUUAUUAUUGGAUACAGCUCAAACAUUUGAUAAUGUUAAAAUAUAUUUUGAGCAUCAAUUGAAAAGUUGUGAUUUUGAUAAUGGAGCUGAUGGUGCUCAUUCUAUUGUUAGAAGUCAAUUAAUGCGUGUUGUCAGGUAUGGACUAGAAGAAGAAUAUGCAAUUGAUCCGAAUUAUUUACAUAUUUGGCCAAGACAUUCAUUUAUGAUGAUAGCUUUACCAAAUAAGAAUAAGACAUUUACAUGCACUUUGUUUGCGCCAAAUGAAAAAUUUGAAUCAAUUAAAACAAAUGAUGAUUUGAUUUUAUUCUUUAAACAAUAUUUUCCUGAUUCUAUUCCUUUAAUUGGUAAAGAGCAACUUCAACGAGAGUUUUUUGGGAACCCAAAAGAAUUUCUUUUUUCUAUUAAAUGUAAUCCUUAUCAUUACAAGAAUCGUGUUGUAAUAUUAGGUGAUGCAGCUCAUAGUAUGGUUCCUUUUUUUGGGCAAGGUAUGAAUUGUGGAUUCCAAGAUGUUGAAGUACUUGAUAAGAUUUUUGAACAAUACAAGAUUUCGCCUUUUAGAAACAACAACAAUGUUGAUGACGAUAAUAAAAUUGCAAAGGCUUUAGAAAUUUAUACUACACUUCGUCAUCCUGAUGCGAUAGCCAUAUGUGAUUUAGCAAUGUAUAAUUAUAUUGAAAUGAGAAGUAAUGUUAUAAAUCCUUGGUUUUUGAUAAGAAGAAAAUUAGAAAAUUACAUGCAUCGAUUAUUUCCUCAAAGAUUUUUGCCAUUGUAUCAGAUGGUCACAUUUUCAACUAUGAGUCUCCGUGAAUAUCGAUCUGUUAUUGCUCUUUCUUCCCUACCAACUCCCAAUAAAUGGAAUGAAUGA